UAUCAAUGAUACAAAAGAGAAAACAAAAGAAGAAAGAACAGAACAUUUGCAACUUCAAGAUGAAUUGGUUGAACAUUGAAAUGGUCAAAUUGAGUGCAUAUUUAGUGUCUAACAAGACAACACUGAAAUUUGAUUUGGAUAACAACGACCCACAGAAAGUCGACAGUGAAACACGAGAUUUGAUAUGUAUUAAAAAUGUGUCUAAAAGUAACUUGAAAGUUCAAUUCAGUGUGUUUGAAGAAUGUGACUACUUUGAAAUACGAUGUGCACCACCACUUAUGACACUGAAGCCUGGAUAUGCUUGCGAGUUUGAGAUAUUUAUCAAGCCGUUGUGUUCUUGUGUCACAAAAGAAAGUGUGGCGAUCACUUCAUUAAAUAUAGCAACUAGUGUCAUUGAAAACGCCAAAGUUGAAAUAGAAAUCGAGACGGAACAAACAACUAAAUUGAAUUACAGAAAAAUUAUCAAAGAUGAGAAGCUUGGUGAAGGCAGUUUUGGAAUUGUCAACAAAGGAAGUUAUAGAGGCGUCUGUGUCGCAAUCAAAAAGAUGAAAUAA
Messenger RNA from Entamoeba invadens IP1, 554 nucleotides. RefSeq lists its product as hypothetical. Gene Ontology annotation, molecular function: ATP binding. Lineage: Eukaryota; Evosea; Mastigamoebida; Endamoebidae. The record is from RefSeq and is a predicted model, not a curated record. The annotation marks the transcript as partial. The transcript has a single exon.